Molecule: messenger RNA, 1839 nt
Organism: Penicillium arizonense
Lineage: Eukaryota; Fungi; Ascomycota; Eurotiomycetes; Eurotiales; Aspergillaceae
Exons: 1
Coding region: 1-1839 (612 amino acids)
Source: RefSeq, a predicted model, not a curated record
AUGGCCCAACGUCCGGAUCCCACGUUUAUCCUUGCGAAAUGGAAACAUGGAUCGACUUGCUUCACUCGUGAAGAGGUUGCAACGGUGUGUCAUUACAUCGGGAUGUGCCUACAGAAGGCACAUGCCCCUAAGAUCGAAGCGUUAGCGUUUACGGUGAGCGCAAUUGGACAGAGCCAAGAAAAUGCCCUGGGACACUGGAAUGGGGCCUUCCAGGGGACAAAUGGGGAUAGGAUUAGGUCUCAGUUUAUGUACCUGCGGUACCUCGGAUCUUUCGACCGGUUGAUCCAGGAAUUACAGCUUCCAGAAAGUGGCACCAUGAUCGUGCCGCAAGGAGAGGAUACUACGCCUAUGGGAAGUUCGCAUACAAUGGACACAACUGGCUCUCAGGCAACACUCCAAGGUGCCUUGCGGGGAAUCACCGGAGCAGACAUGGACGCUAUGCUCGAGAGAAAGUCAGAGAUAAACGCGGGGCCUCCUCCGCAGGGACCUUCGCUGCCAAGGGCGCCUCCCCUGUCAACUCGUGUUCGACUGACUGGCCGGGAACCAGAGCCUAAGCGGGCACGAAACAUUCCUGGGAUAGGUAGUUUUGACUCACAGGAGCGGCCUCUCCCUGCAAUGGUAAAUAAGCUUAGGACUACCUUAACGUUAAAGGAGAUCUACAACCUUGCAGAGAACGGGGACCAAGCACAGAUGAAAAACUUCGGGGAAGUUUUCUAUCGAACCUCCCAAUUCGCUUACGAGUCGAAGCCCGAAUACGCGUGGAUUUACCUACGAAGGCGGCCAGAUGGAUCAUACCCUAUCAGCGAAGCCAGACUUAGGAUCAUCUUCCCAGAGUACAAGCUUGUGGAGGAGAGGCUUCGGACAGGUUCACGACAAAUCACACACCUUUCGGAACAUCAGAACCGCCGUGGUGGCCAUUGGGCUCCAAAUAACCAGAAUACGAGCAGUCCUCGCACGAACAGACCCACUGAGAACCAAACUACUGAGAACCAAAUACGCCAAUCUCAACUGGACUCGUUCCCACAAUCACAGAACCGAGCAGCUACGUUCUAUACAUCCGUGCAGAAGCCUCCGCGUGCAAAGCCUACCUCCACGCAGAAGCCUCCGCCUACAAACCCUGCCUCCACGCAGAAGCCUCCGCCUGCAAAGCCCCUGUCUGCAAGGUUAUUACAGGACUCGUUACUUACUAGUUCAGCGAACCCUCUCAAGAGAGAAUCACCAAAUCCUGGUGAUAGUCCACCGGCAUCACAGCGUGUCCGUUUGUCACUGCCAUGUAAUUCGACCUCGCCUGCACUAAGCUCAGACAGCCAAGUUCCCGAGGGGGAGUGGUAUUGGUACGAGAAGGAGAUUGGCCGUCCAAGAGAGCUAUCACUGAGACCGCCACUUCCCGCACCUGAAGAGAUCGCAAUCGAAGACUGGCCAUACCGGGAAUGGGAGUUACCGUCUGAAAUUGCCGGGGCAAUUCGCCUUCCAACUGAAGUUAGUUAUGCUGAUCUUCAACGCGCCCGUCUCGCAGCAAGCACCACUAGCUACGUGACAGGUUCCCGGCGAGUUCUACGACCCUCCCAAACUCCACAAGCAAGUCAAAUUCCAGCACCAACGUUUUCGACGACCCUCGGAUUUCCUAGGCUUCCUGCGGGCUUGCGGAAAGGCAAUGCGGACACAGUUAUGCAGGGAACCGAUGCUGAAACUGCUAUUACGAUUGAAAGUGAUAGUAGCCCUGAGCCUCAGAUGGUGAACGUCAACAGAUCCAACCAGAACCGUGGACCCGAUGAUGGGUUUCCUGCUGACAUGGACUGGGAUCCAUACUCGAACUCUCCUAAGCCGGAAAAUGAAUGA